Messenger RNA from Cricetulus griseus (Chinese hamster), 697 nucleotides. The record is from RefSeq and is a predicted model, not a curated record. NCBI's taxonomy places the organism in Eukaryota, Metazoa, Chordata, Mammalia, Rodentia, Cricetidae.
AUGCUACCCAAGCAAGGCGAACUUUCCUUAACCCACCUUACCACAGAUGUCCUUGUGUGCCCCUUGAGGCCAGUGGAGCGUUUCCGUGACCUACGUCCUGAUGAAGUGGCUGAUUUGUUUCAAGUGACCCAGAGAGUGGGGACAGUAGUGGAGAAGCAUUUCCAGGGGACCUCCAUCACCUUCUCCAUGCAAGAUGGUCCUGAGGCUGGACAGACUGUGAAGCAUGUACAUGUCCAUAUUCUUCCCAGGAAAGCAGGGGACUUCCGCAGAAAUGACAGCAUCUAUGAUGAGCUCCAGAAACAUGACAAAGAGGAGGAGGACUCCCCAGCCCUUUGGAGAUCUGAGGAGGAGAUGGCUGCAGAAGCUGAGGAGCUGCGUGUCUACUUUCAGGCAUGAAAGUAACUCAAACAAAUCCCAAGGCAUAAGGAAAUGGGCCUCGCUCUUCUGGACUCUGCAGCAUUGGAAAUGAAGCUGAGCAGACUUUAUUACAUCCCAUGGUUCUGCAGCCUUUUGCAAAGCAUUUUAUUGCACUUGUGGAAGCCACUGGGGUUAUGUUUCAAUCACGAUGACUGACAGGCUAACUUCACAAACAGUAGCAAUGACAGCCUGCCACAGUUUCUCAGUUAUGUACUUAGAAUAGGACCUUUUCCAAACUGUCCCUUAGCCUGGAUGAAAAUAAAGUGGUAGCUAAAAUAUU